CACAUACUGUGCAUCCGUACGGAUAUGCUCACAUCGACAAAUCUCCCCUGUCGCCCUCACACCGUGACACCCACGAACCACCCCCCGUUCGUGGCUCGGAUUCUCCAAUUUCUUGUGCCUGUCACCCUGUCCCUGCACUGCGUCCGCAAUUCUUCUUUUCCCUCCUUUGGGCUCCUGGGUCACUCCUUUCUCUCCCGUCACUCGCAAUCCAGUCCAAUCCAAUCCAAUCCAAUCCUCGUCCUCACCCCAAGACAAAUCGUCUCCAGUCGUUUACUUUUGGCUUCCAUCGGCCUUCCUUGCUCCUCGCCUGCCUUCAUUCUCUCCCCCCCUUCUCUUGCUGCCCUCUACCUACUUUUCCCUCUCCACCAAGCCACGAGCCUAGCUCUGAAUCCGAUCAGCGUCUCUACUAGUACACUAAACUGAACCCAAGUCACUUGUUGCUUUUCUUUCUCUUCUUCUUCUGGUUUCCCUUUUGUUUGCCUGCCAGGAAGAAAACCCAGGUGACGGAAGGAAAAAAAAAGGUUUCCCAAGAGAGCUUCCCACAUUCCCACCCGAGUCCUUCUUUUCUCGACACACACACACAACAUACCUUACUCUCUCACACACACACUCGCUCUCUCUCGCGCCUCUUCCUUUCCGCCGUCUUCUCGACUUCGAGUCUUCCAAUACGACACUAUCGACGCUGCUCGCCGCGCUGUCUGGUUGACCUCGCCUAAAAUAAAUUCGAACGGCAUUGCGAGAUCCAGAAUCUCUGCAACCUUUGGACCACCCAAACAAGAUCACUCGACCGGGAUUGUCGAAUUACCCCCGACGGGAUUUCUCCCUUUCUUAUCAGCAAACCGCGAUUCAGCCAUAUUCCACCUCGCUCGCUGCUGCCAACACGUUACGCCUGGUUCCUACACCUCGUACAGUCGCCAGACUAAUUUCGACGCACCUCUCGCUGCCGCCAGCCUAUUGCGCAGGACACCAUUGGAAUCUGUGUACGACCCUGGACUUGGAGGAAACAGAGGAGUCUGAUCUGCUGUACACAACACGCCACUCCUUCUUCUCGACUUGACGCUUUGGAUAUCGUCGUCCAAGCACAUCUCAUCUUCGCCAGCAACUUUCUUUCUCGCUGAGACGCUUGAAGGAAGGAGGAUCGACGCUGCUUUUGGUCCCCAGGAGCAAAAAAAAAGGUCUACAUGCGACGUUGACAGCCUGGACACAAACUCCAUCUUGCUGAAACACUCCCGACACAGCGACAUCUCUGAUCCAGGUACGUUUCUUGCUUGACAUAUCUGCCCUCUCCAUCUUUCCCAUGUCCCGCCGCCCACGUACCCGCCCCCGUCUUUGAUAUUUGUUGCAUUUUCUCCCCAGAACCCCCAGCAGACGCUUUCAUCCCAAGGUCCCAGCUGCGACGAGGCUCAAGCACAGCUUUAAGCGUCUCCGACGCCUUACUGAACUCAAUUGCUGCUUGGCCGCCCCCAAAGGCUCAAGAAGCCGUCUAGAGCUGAGACCGGAACGUGGUCGUGUGUCCAAGGGUUCCUGUCAAAUCUUUGCUGACGAUUCUGCUAUUUGUGUCUAGCCAUCCCGCAUCUCGACUUCAGACGCACUCUUGGCCAAUCGUCCCGAGCGAACAUUGCCCGUUUCAAACAAACUUUCGCUCUUCGUCCCAACUUCUCGAUCUACCAUCCCAACCACCAUUAAUGGACGCCGCUUAAUGAAGAGCACCGACGCUUAAGCUUGAUAAAAUCGCUUUGAGAAGGAAAAGACGGACUGCUUGUCGACCCUACGCACACAGCACCUCUGCCGACGAGGCAGAACCCGAUAAUCCACAAUGAACAGAUUUCGCACCAAGAAGAGGGCGAAGGAUGAUGCCGCCUCUUCUACGCCUCGGGCUUCCCACGAAUCAGAGUCUCCCGCACCAUUCCGUUUCUUUGGCAAGGGAAAGAAGUCACAAGAAGAAGAGCCAAAGAAGGAACUGGAUCUCGAGAAUGCCUUGCCCCACAGCGAUGACUUCCGCACGAGUCUUCUCAUGACUGGGCUAUCUGCACGGUUCUCCAUGCUGAGAGAACAAGACGACCCGAACACGAAAAUUGGCAAGGCCAGCGACGAUAGCGUUCUGUUCCCGAAGCGCCAGUCAAGGAUGUUGGACUUUGGCUUUGGGCCUGGCCCCAACGGACUGUCAGACAUCGCCGAGGUCGAGUCAAUCAGAAAAGAGGUGCCAUUUAACCGGAUGGAUUCUUACCACUCUGCUGAUGGUAACUCCAUCUCGGGAAGUGUCAUGGACCGAGCCAAGCCGGGAGAAGGCAACAACUUGUUUGGUGGACGCCAAAAAGUGUACAAGCUUGGUUCUGGUGCUGUUUCCACCAAGAACCUCGACGGCGGUGGCAUGAGUGGACGCGUCCUCUAUGAUGACGAUGUUGCAAAGUCAGCCUUCCAGAAAUGGAGGCAGACGGAGAAGUCUAAGCAACCAUUUGACGACGAACAGGACCAGAAGCCCUCGAGCAUCGAUCUCCCUCGCGCGGAAUCACCUCCACCGCUGGGCUACGACCGCAAGAGAGAAACUAACUCGACUACAUCAUCGACACCAUCACUAGGCCGCAAUUCCACGGCAGCCACUUCGGUCAUGUCCCAACCAACGUCGGCAGCAAAGGAUUGGCAGUCGAACCCGACGGCACCGAGUUCGGCAUCGGGCACGCCCAACCUUGAUCGGAGCGUUACCCGAGCACGACGUCUUUACGAGACAGGACUCAACCAUGAUCUCCAGGAGCAACAAUCUUCAGCUCUAUCGCGAAUGGACACCCUUUCUCGGCAGCGAACACUCGGCAGCAGAACCCCCGACCUCCAAAACGGACCUUCACCCACAAGCAGCCUCUUCAGCGAUCGUUUUGGCAAUGAGAGGAGAAUCUUGGCCAAGGGAAGCGCUCCGAACCUGCGAUCCGCCAGUCCCCCGACCAUGGGUUCGCCGAUUGUCCCCAUGGAUUUGGGCAUCAACGUGCCCACAAACUCUGAACCCAAGUCUUCCUUUGGAGGUGCACCUCCUUUGAGCCCGCCCAUCAGCGAAGGAGAGGAGAGCUCUGUUCUCCCUAGUGACCGGGGCAAGGCCACUGCCAUGGGGCUGUUCCAAAAGCCUCUUCACUCCUACGACGAGUCUAGAUAUGCUCAAAGGCAACUCCAACUCCAACAAGGCCGAGAGACGCCGACCAACAGGUUCCGCACAGAGUCUAAUGCAUCACAAACUACCGGCCGAUCACGUUCAUCCUCGUCGGCUCAGAGGCUGCCGGUUGAGAAACCCGAACCGAUAAUUCGUACAGAGCCGACAGUAAAGGAAGAGGAAGCUGGGCUGAGCUUUUACGACGAUUCACUUUCUCCCCAAGAUGACGCCACGAACCCAGCUGCUGCAUUCCAUGGCACCACAAGACGCCCUGCUGAUCGCGACCAUCCCGCACUCAGGGACUUUGCCGUGCCAACACCGCUCUCAUUGAGCACCGGCGCAUCGGUGGAGCCAUCGCCUGUGUCCGAUCAACCUUUCACUGCCGUAUCCGCUGAGACGACGAGCUCGCCCCAAGACUCUCCGACGCUCCCCUCGUCCGCCGGCCUCAGCGGAAUGGUCCGCCAGCAUCUGCGAACCGACAGUGCUACUUCAUCCAUCUAUGGCUCAGCGCCGCAGACGUCCAACUUUGCUUCGAGGUUCCCUCUCGACCCAUAUGAUCCCAAGUCUAUGGCGGAUAUGGGAGUGAUGGCCAACCCCUGGGAAAUACAGUCCCCAGACUGGGCAAACCCGACGUUCAACGAGAAGGAGCAGACGUCCAACGAUCGGAAAGAACCGGCAGUUCCUGAGCCUACUUCGCAGCCUCGUCAAACGCUCCCAUCAGAGAACCAGCCAGCCUCUGAGCGCAACACAGGGUCAAGCACCGAGAUGGAGAAGGAACACGACGAGUUUGCCAACCAACUCGCUGAUCGCGCGCGCCGGGUUCGUGAGAGACUGACUUCCUAUGUGGAGUCAGACCGCGACAGCAGGUCCCUCUCACCUCACCCCGUCGAUCGUACAAGAGAGCCAUCGUUGCCCCGUCCGAACCCAUUGGGCAUCUUGAGACAGAAGACGAGCCGUGGUUCUUUGAUUGAUCGCAACCGCGAGAACCGCGUCGAUAGCCAGCACUCAAAGGCCAUCAAGAUGCUCGGCCUUGCGACUUCCACCAUCAGCAGUGCUCCUAGCCCAAACAAGUCAAGCUUCGAGGAGAAGGAACCCCAAUCGCCUGUCCAGGAAGAGCGCGAGAAGCCAGCUUUCCCGAGGGCUGAGACCGCGCCAGUCCUUCCCACGCACGAGCCAGAGAAGGAUAAGGAGGACGAUUCCAUGCACGCUGGACUCCAGGCAUUUAGACAAGCUAGACGACGGCUGAUGGAGGCUCAGAAGAGUCCGUCAAGUGUCCCUAUCAAUCCUGGCCAGAUGCCUGGCUCCGCAUCGGUUCCGAUGGUUGGCCCACCUGCGUCUAGGACCGCACCUACUCGCGAGCGCACUCCCGGUCCGCGAUCGCCAUCUCGUGAGCGCCGGCCGCCUCCUGUCACCUACCAGCAGCGGGCACCCAGUGAGGAGCCGCAACCUAACAACGGCCCUGGCCGCGCGCCCUCCCGCCCUCCCUCUCGGACUGAACGGACUGAGCGUGACCGCAGCGGCUCUGAAGCUAGCAGCGGAGACCGGCCUCAUCGUCCAGCACGCUUGCGCACCGGCACCAUCUCAUCCCCCCACGAAGAGCAGCGUGGCAUGGUGCCCCCUCCGGCUAGACCUCAAAUGCUGAACUCACCGGGCCUGCCCGGCACUAACAUUCGUCGGUCUCCGAUUAUGCCUCCUCAGCCGUACCCAGUCGGAGCGGGUCAAGGAAAGUCUCUCGAUCGGUCGGCAUCCCAGGGCAACCUGGCAGUUCAGUACCGCCGACGGGGCCCUGAAUCCGGCCAGCCUUCGCCCAUUUCCCCGAUGGCUCCCAUACCGUCGCCGUCAAUCCCCGUCAGCCAGUCUUCACCCGCCUUCGUCCCCUCCCGCCGACCUUCCGCACCUCCUGUGCCGUCGCCUAACAUGGAAGCCGCACCUGCCAACCGCCUCGACGAGUCGAUGAAGAGAGUGGUCAGGAAGAAGGAUAUUUCUGAGCCAACCUUUGUCUCUUCAACCUCUCGCGUCCCAACUGUGGCUCUUCCCGAGACCUCAGAGUCCCGUUCCAGAAGCGGUUCUCGUUCGCGAUCUGGCAGCAUCCUCGGAGCUGCCGCCUCGACGCCAAAUCUUCACGGCAGCGUGCAUGCCAAUAUCAACGCUCCGCCUCUGCCUCCGAUCAACCCGAAGCGUCGCAACAUGAUCGGUUCGAUGAUGAGCCGCCGAGGAGAUGAAGACAUGGGCGCAAGUUCUCCUCACCUACCCUUCUCUCCUCCGCCGAUUCCCAGUGAGCACGGUGGCGACAGCCACAGCGCGUUCUCUGUAAGCGACGAAGAGGACGGCCCUGGUUCCCAGCGGCGUCGCCUCCGAAAGACCAUCAGCGAAGCCAAUGGCAUGAACAUGCGUGCCCGACUGACCCGGGGCAACAGCCCUCCCAAUAUGCCUGCGCCCAUGGCUAUGACAGGGGGCUUGAACAACGGAAACAUGCCCGGCGGCAUGAUUUAAACACUCCCAACACAAUCGCCACGAAUCUCUUCAUCAUCUCUAAUCAUCUCUCAGUAUCAUUAAAACGGAUGGCGGGGUUAUAAAAAGAGAGAAAAUGGUUGUCACGAAUCUAUGAGAACGUUUUUGUAUUUUUGCCAUUGAUUUCGCUUUAUUUCAAUUACCCCCAAAUGUCGAUCUCUACGACUACUGGGUUCCUAUUGUAUAUUUCUCAUUUCUCUUCAUUCUUUCCUCUCUGGCGGAGUCACUUCGGUGCUUGGCCUUUUCCAAGUUAGGCUCCCGGAGGGAGCAUUAAUAGGGCGGGGUCCUCGUUUUUGGGAUGAGUUUGUCUGCGUUUUGGUGGCGGGCCUGGCGUCUACCAUCUGGAGGACUGCAAGAUCAGGUGGAAGGGCUAGUUCACAGUCAUCUCGAGUAUGAAGAAUACCGGAAUAUUUCAAGGCUGUGGCUAGGGUGGGGUGGGUGGUAGUGCAAAGGGCGGAGUCUGAUAUACCAUAGUAAGAGAAUUGGG
Molecule: messenger RNA, 6134 nt
Organism: Colletotrichum scovillei
Lineage: Eukaryota; Fungi; Ascomycota; Sordariomycetes; Glomerellales; Glomerellaceae
Exons: 1
Coding region: 1817-5629 (1270 amino acids)
Source: RefSeq, a predicted model, not a curated record